AUGGCUGCUGCCGGCACGACGUCGCUUCAGCCACAAAACACGAGACAAAAAGACACGAGACAAGAAGACAGGAGACAAAAAGACACGAGACAAGAAGACACGAGACAAGAAGACAGGAGACAAGAAGACACGAGACAAAAAGAUAAGAGACAAAAAGAUAAGAGACAAGAAGACAGGAGACAAGAAGACAGGAGACAAAAAGAGAAGAGACAAAAAGACACGAGACAAAAAGACACGAGACAAGAAGAUAGGAGACAAAAAGACAGGAGACAAAAAAAGAGACAAAAAGACGAGACAGAGACAAAAAGACAAGAGACAAAAAGACAGGAGACAAAAAGACAAGAGACAAAAAGACAGGAGACAAAA
Nematolebias whitei (Rio pearlfish) is the source of this 366-nucleotide messenger RNA. RefSeq names its product inner centromere protein-like. The annotation marks the transcript as partial. The record is from RefSeq and is a predicted model, not a curated record. Lineage: Eukaryota; Metazoa; Chordata; Actinopteri; Cyprinodontiformes; Rivulidae. The transcript is spliced from 3 exons.